Molecule: messenger RNA, 1598 nt
Organism: Cuscuta epithymum
Lineage: Eukaryota; Viridiplantae; Streptophyta; Magnoliopsida; Solanales; Convolvulaceae
Source: the annotation of a GenBank genome assembly
GUUUUCCUAAUAUACGCAGUAUACUUUUAUACCUUAAUCAAUGAUUGGGUGGGAAAAUGUAUACAAUGUGGUCGUGGCGGUGAUGCCACUCUACGUGGCCUUGUUUCUUGGCUACGCCUCCGUGAAAUGGUGGCGCAUUUUCACGGCGGAGCAGUACGACGCCGUCAACCGCUUCGUCACCUACUUCACCCUCCCGCUCUUCACCUUCGAGUUCACCGUCCACGUCGAUCCAUUCGCGAUGAACGGCAAGUUCGCCGCCGCUGACGCCGUCUCCAAGGCUAUCAUCGUCGCCGUUCUGGCGGCGUGGGCCCGGUGCAGCAGCAGUGGGAACCUCGGCCGCUUCAUCACCGCCUUCUCUCUCUCCACCCUGAACAACGGUCUCGUCAUAGGCGUGCCGCUGGUCAAAGCCAUGUACGGCCUGGCGGCGGUUGACCUGAUCGUCCAGUCGUCGGUCAUUCAGAGCGUCGUUUGGGUCACUCUGCUUCUGUUCGUCUUGGAGUUGUGGCAAACGAAGAACGACCUUAACUCAGUUGCGGCGGUCGUGGACGGUGCCGGCGGCGAAGAUUUGGAGGGAAAUGGGAAGAAGGCGGCGGAGCCGGCUUCGUUAUGGCGGGUGAUGAGUGUUGUUUGCUUCAAAGUGGCUACUAAUCCUAACACGUAUGGAUGUGUUGGUGGGAUACUUUGGGCAUUUGUCUCUAAUAGGUGGCACAUCGGAAUGCCAAGCCUAAUAGAAGGUUCGGUACUUGUUAUGUCGAGGGCACACACUGGCGCGACCAUGUUUAGCAUGGGCUUAUUCAUGGCAUUGCAACAUAAAGUGAUAGCGUGCGGUGGGCGUUUGACGUUACUUGGGAUGGCGUUGAAGUUCAUAGUAGGGCCCGCCGCCAUGGCCCUAGCUUCUAUUGCGGUUGGCCUCCGCGGGAAUGUCUUGCGAAUUGCCAUAAUCCAGGCGGCGUUACCACAAUCCAUCACCUCCUUCAUAUUUGCAGUUCAAUAUGGGCUUCAUGCAAAUGUCCUUAGCACAGCAGUUAUUUUGGGGAUGAUCGUGUCGCUGCCUGUAUUAGUGAGCUAUUAUGCAGUAUUGGAGCUUUUACCUAAUUAAUGUUAUCAUAUGAAAACAAAGUUCUUGAAAAUGCAUUUAAUCUCUAUAUUUUUGUCAUUGAUUUUAUUUUAGAUCCUCGUUUCAAAUUUGUUAGUUGUGGGUUUUUAGAGUAUUACGUAGUCUUAUAAUUAUUUCAAUGGUGUAUGAUCGAACGCAAUUUUCUGAUAUUAGUAAUUUAUUUCAUAAUUUAUUUUUAUUUCACCUAUAAUAUUGUAAUACCCCCACCCCACCCCCUGAAAGAUCUUUAUUCAUCUCGUUAAGGAGAAUGACAUAUUUAGAAGCAUAGGAAUUUGUUGGGGGGGAGAUUACUUUUUUUUGUUGCACAAAGUUCAAUUAAUGAACUUUCUUUCUAUGUAAUACGAAGUAUGUCACUGUGAAUAUGAUAUAAAGAAUGUGAGUAUGGAUGAGGUGACUGACUUUGAUAUGUAACAAUGUUGGAAAGAUAAAGAACCAAUGUUUGACAUAUUAUUAAAUAUGGUGGUUUAUGUAUGCCAAUAAA